CCAAACAUAACUGCUGCAAACCUUCCCUCUGGCAGCAUGUGUGAAACUGCUUCAACAUCUUGAAACUUGAAAACGCGGUGACGACUUCCACCAGAAACAAUGAACCGUGAAGCUCGUUCAGGAACACGCGCGCACAAAAACCGUGCGAGACUCAUGGCCCACAGGCUAAAGUCCUCGCAGCCAGUGGGCAACCCCAUCAUAGCUCACCUGGUUUUUGUGUUGAACAUGUUGUGUUCGCACCUUCUACUUGGAGUGUCCGGAUGCUCCAGUGCAAGAACAAUUGCGGACGGGUGGACUUUGGUGGUCAUAGGUGGGGAUGUUUUCUGCGCCAGCAUAUUGACCCGCCGAUUUUGUAAGUUGCUGCGAAUGUAACAGUGAAUGCACCUCGUGCUAUUUGUUGAGCAGCUCUCAGAGUUGGCAAUGUGCCAGGUUCACAGCGUUUUGGUAGGUGCAGUAGGUAGUUGGACCUGCGGGUUUAUUCCAUAUACCUCCGGCAUCGGGCUGGUUGCCCGUGUGUGAUUUGUUCCUCAAUUGGACUGGCAUUGGUGUUGGGUGAGUACGUGAGUGCCAGUGUGCGUAUAUGACCGCCAGAGUGCUGAAAUGGCAAGCAGCAGGACGUUUGCCAAAUAACGAACGACCAAACAGCCUGUUUGCCAGAGUUUUUGUUUCCGGCAACAAUUGCAAUGUCUGAACUCUAGGCUUCGUGGGCUUGCGGGCCUUGGUUUUUUGCAUUUCUCGCCACUCCUGGUAUUGCAAGGCCGCCUCGGGCCUUUUCGAGAACCACGGAUCACAGCUGCAGUCAAGGUCGUUUUGGCUGAAGCGAAAAACUCGCAAAAAGGAAUGCUCGUGCAGUUUGCUUGGCUUUGUUCAAGCCCACAUGAUGGCUGCGAGCCAGAAGGGGACAAGAGUGCCCGGCAAGAGGACCAGCUGAAGAGUAAAGUUCAAAAGAUGCUGCGCGAAAAACAUCGGAGGCUGGUUUCGUUCGAAUCGGAUUUUCUUGCGGCAAUCGAUGUUCGGACUGACAGCUCGGUUGUUGGAUUCUUCAGUGUCAAUGAAGGAGGAAAGAGAGAACAAGAUGGCCGCAGGAGAGAAAUAGGAGAGAGAUACAGUAGGGAGAGAGAGAGAGAGAGAGACAGGGAGAGGGAGAGGGAGAGGGGGAGAGGGAGAGAGAGAGAGAGAGAUAAGAUGCGAUGAGAUGAGAUAAGAUAAGAUUGCAUCAUAUGUAAGAUAAGGCGAUAAGGCUACGCUUGGAUAAGACUAUGAUUGACAUUAGAGUACAGCAGAAUCGAGAAGAUCUGCUGUUUCCUAUAUGUAGUAUAAAGGGCCAUCUGGCCGUAUGGUGCCUUUGCCGAUCGGCUGGUGAAAUCAAACAUGCUUGUUGCUCUCUAUGGAUAUCUAUGGAAUCGGAGCGCUCCCAGCUGCCCGUUCCGUAAGGCAAGAGUCCACUUGCUUUUGCUCUGGAGCUGGGCUUUGUUUGGAACAGAGCACUGCGGAUGGCGGCACAGUGGUCAUGGUGGCACUCAGGGAGUCCGCCAUCAACAUCCCACAAAACAAUCAACCGUUGAUAGCAUCCUUUACUUUGGCCUUAACUUGUUUGGAUAGAUGUCCGUUCAACAGUUCAAUCGACGGGAGUAUACACCUGAUCGCAGGGGGGAAGAGGCUAGGCAGAGGCAGAGGCAGAGGCGGAGACAGAGACAGAGACAGAGGCAGGCAGGCAGGCAGUUAGGCAGGCAGGCAGUUAGCCAGGCAGACAGAUGGACGGAGCAUCGAUGCGCUGCAAUGUCCAGGCGCAGCUGAGCGAUUUCAUCAAGAAAUGACUGCUCGUGAGAGGGCGCAGAACCUUGUCGCCAUGUCUGGUUUCCCAAUGCCUUUCUUGCCAUGAAAGAUCAUAAAAGACCGGGCUGCUCGUCUGUGAUGGCCAACAGCUUUGAUCGAUUGCUUUUGUAAAGUCGACAUCGGAACGAUGUCCUUCAAAGUUGGCAUCAUCUCUUCCACGUGCGUGAGCACUUAGAGCUAGAACUGCCAAUGCACAGUUUCCGGUUGUGCCUCUGUACAGCAGCAACUUAAAGUUGUAACAACCUCCGGCAGCGAACCUAGGAGCAAGGACGCUACUAGGGGCUCCUGGCCUUACUACUAGUAUAUACGUAACAAUAGAGCUACUAGGGGCUCCUGGCACCGC
This is a messenger RNA of Durusdinium trenchii, 2179 nucleotides long. Lineage: Eukaryota; Dinophyceae; Suessiales; Symbiodiniaceae. The record is from the annotation of a GenBank genome assembly.